UGAAGAUCAACUAUAAUCGAGAUUGAUGGAGGUAUCUGGAAGGAAACGUGACCCUGACUUUGACAAGGGCUCCACAGACACAACUGUCUACUGUCAGCCGUGUAAAGAGGAGGGCAAACGCGCUAUAGCACAGGAAUUCUGUCAGACCUGCGAGGAGUACAUGUGUGAUCCCUGUAUCAAGGCCCAUAAGAAAUUCAAGAUGUCCAGGAACCACAUUAUGUUGUCAAAAGACAAGAUGCCGUCUUUCUAUCCAUCCACCAAGCAGUCUGACAUCGGCGACACGGAAUAUUGUAAAAACCAUCCAAAGGAGAUAAUCAAGUUUUACUGCCCGACCCAUGGCGACCUUGGCUGUGCUGACUGUGUCGUACUUAACCAUCGCAGCUGUAAAGUCGAUUACAUCGCUGACGUGGCUAAAGAUUUUGUCAUUGGAAAUGAUUUCAAAGAGCUGGAACCAUCGAUUAAACGAGCUGAAGAUCUUCUAUCUGGGUCUAUAAGUAAUGUCAAUGAGCUUUUGGACGAGGUUGAAAACCAGUCUGACAACGAGAUCGCAAGAUUGAGGAAGUUCCGGGGAGAAAUCAACACCUACCUGGACCGCCGCGAGAAGGAGUUGCUCGAUAACAUCCGGAAAAUGAAAACCGAUAAUCAAAACGAGCUGACUGCAGUUAAAACUGACUGUGAGUCGUCGAAAUCGGGACUUGAGGCCAUAAGGACGGAUCUGUCUUCCGGUGACAUCUCGAUGAACCAGCGGUAUGUGGCGGCGAGGAGAGCCCAGAGGGCCAUACGGGAUAUACUGGAGAAGAAGGAGCAGAUGACUGGUCUGAUAAAGGCCCGAAAGUAUCAGUUCAUUAAAGACCCGGAGACGGAACGUCUUCUUGGAUCGAGCAUGGGCCUGGGAACACUGGACGUUGCGGGAGAGUUUGUUUCAGUUCCUGACCUCUCUACUGUGACAUGGAAGAAGGGGUCGAACAUCCCGGUUAAAACGUCGCAGGACCAGGGAACCUCUUCGAUCAGCGGCUUCGCCUUUCUCUCGUCUGGUCUCUUACUCCUGGCUGACAUGAAUAACGAGAAUGUCAAACUUGUGAGUAUCCCCACUCGCAAAGUCACGUCCCGCCUCCAGUUGCCAGGAAAGACCUGGGACGUGUGUGUGCUCCCUGGUGACCAGGCCGCAGUCACUCUCCCGAAUAACCUCAUGAUUCAGCUGAUGUUUACAAAGCGAGGAGAGUUGACGUGCGGAAAGAAAAUUAAUGUAUCAUCUGAGUGUUAUGGUAUUGCGUUCUACAACAACAGAUUAUACGUUUCGUACGGAUCAAAGCCGCGUAUUGAAGUGAUGACAUUGGAUGGUCAUAUCAUAAGUACAUUCCAAACAGAUGAUGGAAGACAACUUUUCCAAGCACCAUAUUACCUAACUGUGUCAGCUUCAACACCACCGACUCUGUACGUGUCUGACCUCUCUGCUCACACCGUUCUCCAGCUGUCCCUGGACGGGAAGGUCCUGUAUGAGUACCGGAACAAGCAGUUCACCUGUCCCAAGUCCGUAGUAGAGGUAGGGCCUGGUCAGCUGCUCGUGUGUGGGCAGGGCAGUUACAGCGUGAUGCUGCUAAAGGAGAGGGACGGCAAAAUGACGGAAAUACUAAAAUACAAGGACGGACAAAAUGGGCCCUGGUCCGUUGCCUUCUGUCCUCACACACGUGCCAUAAUUGUCGGGAUGUUCGAUAAUAACUCACUAAAGGUAUUUAAUUCAAACUGACAGUUUUUCUUCAUCAGUCGUGUUUUUUUCUAUCUUCGAAAGAAAAAAAAUAUGUAAUUAAUACUGUUUGAGCAACUGAAUAGUUAAUGCAAUAACAUUUAUAUUUCAACAUUAGCUUAUACUAGAAGUAUUGAUAUUUUGUAAACCUGUUUUAUGAAAUUGAAACAAUUGACCAUUAUUAUGUAAAUGAAAAUGAAAUGAAUGAAUGAAUGUGGUAUUUCCAUCAGCAGUUCAUUCGUGUUUAACGACAUGUACAUGUAUCUGAUAUGUGUUAAGUGCAUUUUCCAUUUCGUUUAGCAACGAAUUAAUGCAAACAUUGUAAUGUUAUCAUACAAGAUUUUAGCUAGAAGUUGUUUGAUGUUCAAUUUUAGUUUUACAUAUUAACACAAACUGCAGAAACAAUGGUUUGGAAGGAAGGGGUUUAAUCCGUGCUGCUUCAAAGUAUUUCAUCUUGCAAAAGUACUCUGAAUUGUAAAUAUGAGCGUUUUAGAUUGAAAAA
Mya arenaria is the source of this 2246-nucleotide messenger RNA. Its product is annotated as E3 ubiquitin-protein ligase TRIM71-like. Bases 26 to 1747 code for a protein of 573 amino acids. NCBI's taxonomy places the organism in Eukaryota, Metazoa, Mollusca, Bivalvia, Myida, Myidae. The transcript has 3 exons. The record is from RefSeq and is a predicted model, not a curated record. Gene Ontology annotation, molecular function: zinc ion binding.